AUGUCAACAACAACAGCUGGCCUACAUAGAGGCUAUUCAUGUCCAUCACUUGUAUCGGCUAAAACCACAAAACCGAUCCAGCACUCAUUAUCUGUGUCGCUGAGUGCAUGUCAGCAGCAGCACCAACUUUAUCACCGUCAUCACCAUCAUCACCCCAACCACCAGCAACAGCAGCAGCCACCGCAGCUACAGAGCAAACAAAAGCAGACAAUAGACUUGAGAAAAGAAGAAUUAGAAGAAGAUGAUGACAAGAAACCAACGAAAGAAGAAGAAGCAGUUGUAAAUGAGCAACAAGAAGAUGAUAGUGCCUUUAGUUUGUUGACUGAAGCCAAUCUGAAAGAGCACACCACUCUAACUGCUUAUGGACGCGAAAGUCGACACCGACGAGUCAAGUGCUAUGUCGACUCACAGAUGCAGCUGCUGCGUCUAGAGGCCGAACUAGAGCGGCGACGGCGGAUGGAAAUACGGUCCUUGGUCCCCCUUGACACCCACUCCUAUGACCAAGACGUCAUAUUAUCUGCGAACGACUAUAACGAUGACCAUCCUUUCGAAAACAAUGACGACGACGAUAAAAACAGCAACAACAGCAAUCAUAGUGAAGAUAUUCAUAACCAGCAACGGCGAAAAUCAUCAUCCAAACUAUCCUCUUUCAGCCGAGUGCGACGUUGGUUUAGUCUUAGAAAAUCCCCCUCCUCUGCAUUACGUUCUAAUAGAGGAGCAGAACAGCAACAGCAACUGGACAAAAACAAGAAAAAAUACACGAUUUCGUUUGAGCAGUAUCAACAAGAAAAGGCUGCGCUUGUAGGCCAAGGCUUGAAUGGCUUGAGUAAUCAAAACAUUGCUCGAGCUUUAGGCGCAGGUGGAUUGGCUUCGUUGGUGUUUUCGCCUUCUCCAUCACCUGCUGACGAAAGCCAGAUCACAUCGGUUAUUACUACGACUGCAUCGCAACAACAGCAGCAUAAUCAUCAGAAACGGGAUUCGGGAGUAUCGCUGUUCUCUAGAUCCACUAGCAAAAAAGGUGGCAGUGGUAGUGGUGAUCGGCAAAUGGUACCAGGACAACAACAACAACAACAGCACAACAGCCACUCGGGUAUCAGUCGAAGUAAUAGUUUUGUUACGGCACGGUACCCCAAGAUGAUCCAUCUAAAGGCCCUUCGAGGCGCGGCAAUCCAAGCCUUGUCGUCUGAUUUCUCGUUGGGCGAGGAAAGCAUUUAUUGCUGUACGAAUUCAUCUGACCUUCCAAAUUGCUGCUGCCCGCGGUAA
Molecule: messenger RNA, 1263 nt
Organism: Zychaea mexicana
Lineage: Eukaryota; Fungi; Mucoromycota; Mucoromycetes; Mucorales; Lichtheimiaceae
Exons: 2
Coding region: 1-1263 (420 amino acids)
Source: RefSeq, a predicted model, not a curated record